Messenger RNA from Ostrea edulis (European flat oyster), 1423 nucleotides. Its product is annotated as twist-related protein 2-like. Lineage: Eukaryota; Metazoa; Mollusca; Bivalvia; Ostreida; Ostreidae. Bases 323 to 874 code for a protein of 183 amino acids. Gene Ontology annotation, molecular function: DNA-binding transcription factor activity, RNA polymerase II-specific; RNA polymerase II transcription regulatory region sequence-specific DNA binding; protein dimerization activity. Gene Ontology annotation, biological process: developmental process; regulation of transcription by RNA polymerase II. The transcript is spliced from 2 exons. The record is from RefSeq and is a predicted model, not a curated record.
UGUUUUAUGCCGAUCCAUAAAAUCACAAGAUAACGGAUGCAUAUUUUGAUGACGGAACUAAACUGAAUUCCUUCUACAUGUGCAUCAAAGAAGUUGGAAGCUUGAGUGGCAGAUAGACAUCCGAGAAACGUCCAAUCAGAUCUCUCCAUGGAGUGCUUCACUUUCUAGUUAUAUAGCGAUUUAAUUUUAUCUUAUCGUCUCAUUCUAACAAGUUGAUUUUAUCUUAAUUUGCAUGAUAAGAGAAAUCAUUGCAGUAAAGUGGAAAUUUGUUUUAACCUGUUGAAAGGCUUUUACAUUUUUCCACAUUUUGUUAACUGUAAUAAUGGAAAAUAUGCUAUCGAGAAAUCGUUUAUCUCCGGAUUAUAUAUUUCAUUCUGGACAAAUAAAACAAGAAAUUCGACCGGACGGAUACGAUAUUUUUAAUAACGCAGAGGCAAUACGAGGGCGGAAACGCACUUUCUCUAAGGGAAGUAGUGACGGAUUUCAAAGUAUGUCUUCUCCUGAGAGUACGGACGACUCCUCGCCAAACAAGAAGGCAAAAAAGAAAUCAUUGUCAUUUGAGGAAAUUCAGACGCAACGCGUCCUUGCCAACGUCCGAGAGAGACAAAGGACACAGUCCCUGAACGAGGCUUUUGCUCAGCUGAGACAAAUUAUUCCUACACUUCCAUCCGAUAAGUUGAGCAAAAUCCAGACUCUAAAACUUGCAACCCGUUACAUUGAUUUUCUAUAUAAUGUUCUUCGUAACGAAGAAGUCGUGGACUUAUACGGGACCCAGGGAAAGAUGCCCAGCUGUAAUUAUAUGGCCAAUGAGAGAUUGAGCUAUGCCUUUUCUGUGUGGAGGAUGGAAGGGAACUGGGCGAUGCCCUCGGACUGAAUUAGACCCAAACGUUCAACUAGAGUAGAGGACGAUACCGAUUCAUCUCGCCAAGGAAGAGAGAGGAGGGUUGUAAAGCUCCUAUAAACCAACCGCCUUCAAGAACAAAGAAAUAUGUCAGCAAGCGUUUGGAAGACUUGAAAGCGAUGACGAACAUGAAAAGUGUGCUUUUCGCUUAUUGCGGGGAUGGAAAUCUGUUCAACGCCGCAGCAAAGGGGAUACAUUCGUGAAAAACUGUUAUAAAAAGUAGAAAUGUUCAAUAGGUUUUGCUUUUUCUGUAAACGAAUCCCACUUCCAGCGAAAACACUUGGAGGAAUAGACAUCAAGCUGAACUGUUUUAUGUGGCCGUAUGAUCUGUACUAGUUUAAGAUACGUACUUGAAUAUAAAUGUAUAAUAUUUUACAUUCCAUUAAUACUGUGCUCGCGGUGAUGUGCACAAAUAUAGUAUUAAUAUAAAUCUUUAAUUCUUUAUAUAUUCUUUCAAUAUGUAAUACAAGGUCUAGUUUUAGAUAUUCUGAGAUUUUUAAUAAAGUAACUGUGCAAGACUAA